AUGCAAAAAGCCCAAGGGCAAUGUGAGAGCAGAGUACUAUCGGUGGCAGUGGGAGCACUUAGAAAGUUCCUUCCACUCUUUGACAAAGUAUUGGUUGAAAGAAGUGUCACCGAAGCUGUAACCAAAGGGGGCAUUAUGCUUCCAGAAAAAAUCUCAAGGAAAGGUAUGGCAGUAGCUGUUGGAUCAGGCUCUAAAGCAAAGGGCAAAGAAAUUCAACCAGUUAGUGUGAAAGUUGAAGAUAAAGUUUUCCCGCAAUAUGAAGGCACGAAAGUAGUUCUAGAUGACAAGGAUUAUUUCUUAUUCAGAGAUGGUGACAUUCUUGGAAAAUAUGUAGAUUGA
Gorilla gorilla gorilla (western lowland gorilla) is the source of this 339-nucleotide messenger RNA. Its product is annotated as 10 kDa heat shock protein, mitochondrial-like. Gene Ontology annotation, cellular component: mitochondrion; mitochondrial matrix. Lineage: Eukaryota; Metazoa; Chordata; Mammalia; Primates; Hominidae. Gene Ontology annotation, molecular function: ATP binding; metal ion binding; protein-folding chaperone binding. The record is from RefSeq and is a predicted model, not a curated record. The coding region runs from base 1 to 339 and encodes 112 amino acids. The transcript is spliced from 3 exons.